Dreissena polymorpha is the source of this 3198-nucleotide messenger RNA. Its product is annotated as retina-specific copper amine oxidase-like. Lineage: Eukaryota; Metazoa; Mollusca; Bivalvia; Myida; Dreissenidae. The coding region runs from base 193 to 2697 and encodes 834 amino acids. Gene Ontology annotation, molecular function: quinone binding; copper ion binding; primary methylamine oxidase activity. Gene Ontology annotation, cellular component: plasma membrane. Gene Ontology annotation, biological process: amine metabolic process. The record is from RefSeq and is a predicted model, not a curated record. The transcript has 3 exons.
ACUUGCAAGUUUACCUUACACGUACCGGUAAUAGCGUUUUCGUUCAGUAUUAAACUCGACUACAUCUAGUGUUGACCCAAACGUUUAAGAAAUAUAACAAUGGAUUUUCACUGAACUGUUAUUUAUUUUUGAGAUAGCGUCUCUAUUCGAACAUCAAAAUAUUACUAAACAUAAUCACAGACAUCGCUGAGCAUGAUUUCACUACAAAGGAUGCAAUAUAAUUCCGAAGAAGAAUCCUUAAUGGUCCACGAGUCACAGGGUUGCGAUGGAGAUGAUGACGACGAUGGUGCAUCUGAAAAACACAUACAGCGAAACAAAGUGAAAUCCUUCAGUAUUAAGACUCUAGCAGGGUCAAUUUUAUUUACUGGCGUAACAAGUUUCGUUCUUGGCAUUGCAUUCGAUCGUUUUGUUUUGAGCCAUCAAAAAAAGUUUGAACAUACUCCAUGCGUAGUUGAAAAUACGAUACAGUGUAUAACAGAAAAAUAUAAUAACACACUUACGGGAUCUGAAAUAUUAUUAAAUCACACAGAAAGCGAGAGUUAUUUAUGUAAGGUCUGUAAUAGAAAUUCAUCAAAAGAAAAUGCUCAUUUUGAACCAAACGUACAUCUUUCGCCAUUUUCGCAGUUAACAGAGAUGGAAGUAAACUCAGUUGUUAAAUUCCUACAAUCAAGAAAAUAUAUAUCGACGACACAACAGUUCAAUGAAUCAAGGAUAACUCACUUAUAUCUCCAUCCACCGAAUAAACAACACGUUUUGGAGUACUUGGACAGAAGUGGGUCAUUGCCUGCCCGGUUUGCGCAUGUGCAUGUCAUUCGACCCGUAAUGCAACCGCCGGAUGUAAUAGAGUACAAAGUUGGGCCACUGAAUGCUCUCACAAAUAUGGUUGCUGAACAGCUUAUAAAGGAUGGCGUUAUAAACAUUAAUCGUAGGCCAAACGAUGAAAUGGAAAACUAUGAGCUAUUUAAAUUUAUAAAUAUCACGCUUCAUGUGCCUGGAUUGGACAGUUUGCUUCGCGAAAGCUUCGACAGUGCCUCGUUUGGUAACAAUAUAUCUGUAAUGUUUUACCAGCUACCUACUGUUAACGCGAAUGAAAGGAUUUCACAUAUGAAUUUGUAUCUGCAAAUUGAUGAUGAAGGAGAAGGGGAUGCCUCUUUAAGACUUUUGCCUAUAUCGUGCUUUGUUCACCACGCGGGAACAAACGUUGCAAAUUGGAAAGCUUCUGAUUGGUAUUAUGCUUCACAAGGCCCAUUUUAUUCCAGCGAGGAUCUUAACGAUGCUUAUGGACUGGGGACGUUAAGAAUGGUACGUUACCCAAAAGGCUAUAUCAAGCAGCACACGAAUGAAUUUAAUGUAAGAAAAGACGACACUAUGCCGGAAAGGGAUUUUUCAAAUAUUCCACCACCAAGGACGUAUACAGAGCACGGUAAACGGUAUAAAAUAAACGGGUACAAAAUUACUUAUUUAGGAUGGCAAUUUGAAUUUUCUUUGCAUCCCGUAAGAGGUCCUGUAAUCUAUGACAUCCGUUUCAAGGAACACAGAAUAGCAUAUGAAAUUUCACUUCAGGAUAUAACUCUCUUGUACCAUCCUGGUUCUAAUGGAUACGGACCGUUGACCCUUACUGACACGGCAUUUUUACUCGGGACAGGUUCCAGAGAACCGAGGCCAGGGCUGGAUUGUCCCAAGUGGGGCAACAUUCUGGAUGUGAACGGUACCUUUCAGUGGUAUCAUGUCGGACCAUGGGCAGGAGUGUGUGUUUUUGAAGCCGACGGGCAGAGAGCGCUAUGGAGACAUAGGGCAAGGGGAAUGGUUGAUUACUUUCUCGUUGUUAGGACUAUCCUUACCCUGGGGAACUAUGACUAUGUAGUCGAAUGGGAAUUCCACGUUGACGGUCGUAUAGAAACUAUGUUAACAGCUUCGGGGUAUUUGUUUGGAAGUUGGGAUGAUGGCCUUUACAAUUCGUCAAUGUUUGGAUUUAGAAUAGGUGAUUUUCUGUUGGGUCCCAUACACGAUCAUACAUAUUCUUUUAAGGUAGAUAUUGAUGUCCUAGGCAUACAAAAUAGUUUCCAAACUCUAACGUGGGAAGCGGGAGAUAUUAAUGCUGCUUUUCAAAGCGAUGACAGGCGAACAUUUUCGGGAAAUAAUAACAUGUUUUAUUUUAACCAAACUCGAUUUAUACGCGAUACCAUUUACCAAAAUGAAACAUCUGUAGUGUGGAACCCACACCAGCCAAAAUACUAUAUGGUUGUUAAUGAACGAGAAAGAAACAAAUGGGGUUCGUUAAGAGGGUAUAGGAUUGUGCCAUACUCGACAGAGCAAGAAAUAUUGAAGGAUCACCCUUUGUUAAACUCGUGGAAUCAUUUGAAGUACCAAAUUGCGAUAAGUAAACGCAAAGAAUCAGAACCCUAUUUGACGAAUACAUUUUAUUCAACGCUUGGUCCAUUCAACAUUGCAGAUGAAGCAGGGAAGAUGACACUUGAUGAUGAAAGCAUUGUCAAUGAAGACGUGGUGCUUUGGAUAAGCGAAAAGUUCCUACACAUUCCAUGCGCCGAAGAUGUCCCUAUGACGAUUUCGGUGAAAAGAGGAUUUACCUUGAAACCUUUUAACUAUUUCGACAGCACCCCGGUGUUUGACCUUCCUGCAUUUUACUCUGACAGUGUUGAUCCAUAUGAUUAUCAACAAUGCCCUGAAGAGAAAUGACGCGUUUCACAAAAUAUCAUUUCAUGGAAACAUAUUCAUUUUUUGUUAUGUAUUUGAUCUUAUCACACAUAAUUGCAUAAUUAAUCAAACAUGAUUGCAUACAAUUAUAACACAUUAUUGCAUUGUCUACAUAUACCUUGUAACCACUAUUCAGACCCAAUUUUCCUGAAACUUUAUCAGAACAUUUGUCCGUAUUAUAUCUCCGCUGAGUUCGAAGCUUGGUCUUUUGUGCUAAAACUAUCACUAUGUCACUAUGUCAAAGUAAGGAAAAGCGUAUGAACAGAAGACAUAACACUUUUACUUAUAGUGAAAUAUUGUGGAUACUCUCGUACAGUAUCUGCCAAACCAACAUGAAACCUGCUGCUAACAUUUGUUUUUAUGCUAUUGGUUGAGUUCAAAGCAGUUGUUGUACAUUGACUGUUAUGGCUGUCAAGGGUAAAGGCAAUUUUCAUUGUACAUAUAUACUGAAUAUAAAGAAAUAAAACUCCCGCUGCUGGAGAA